Messenger RNA from Kwoniella shivajii, 1110 nucleotides. RefSeq lists its product as uncharacterized. The record is from RefSeq and is a predicted model, not a curated record. Bases 1 to 1110 code for a protein of 369 amino acids. Gene Ontology annotation, biological process: GPI anchor biosynthetic process. Gene Ontology annotation, cellular component: glycosylphosphatidylinositol-N-acetylglucosaminyltransferase (GPI-GnT) complex; membrane. The transcript is spliced from 5 exons. NCBI's taxonomy places the organism in Eukaryota, Fungi, Basidiomycota, Tremellomycetes, Tremellales, Cryptococcaceae.
AUGUCUCGUCCUCCUCUUCUCACAUCACCUCUUCCAGCCCUUUCACCCCCAAUACAUCCCUCAAAAGGAAGCCUUAAGGAUGAACUAGAGUGGAAAAGGAUAUUAUGGCGUCAACAACCUUUUCCUGAUAAUCACGUUCCGCCUGACUUCCUGGCUGAAUUAGAUGACUUGCCGCCUCGACCCGUACCUCAACUUAUUCCGCUUCUUUUCGCUGCUCUACCGAUCUCCCUUCACCUCUCUGUUAUAGCGUUGUUUCUGGCUAUCUUCUAUGCAUUGCUAGAAGGCAAUGUCACUCCCGAAGAAGUGAUCUGGAAAUGUGUCACGUUCGGUCUUGGCGGUUGGGCGAUACAUAGAUGGGGUUGGGGCGUUCAUCGACAACAUGUCAAAGAAGGCUCUAUCAUACCUGCACCCACCCCUCUUCGAGCAUUGAUACUUCCUCCUCUCCUACUAAGUCUUCUCAGCCCAGUGCUGGGUACGCUUACAUCAGCCACCACGAGCGAUAGUAUCUGGCCCUUGGCGGGUGGACUAGGUUUUGUUCAUCUUCUCCUCGCUGAUUUCAGGACAGGAGAAGAUCAACGACUUAAGCGGAAAAGAGAAAAAGCACAAAGAAUGAAUUUGACUCAUAAGAGAAGAGGAAGUAUCGGUGUGAUAGAAAUGGAAGAAGGCGAAGAGAAAAGCUUGACAUCUUCCCUUUCUCUCACUUCCGCUCUUUCAGCUUCAGUAGUGCUCGCUUCCAGACUACCUUCUACCUCUCAUGUGUUCUCUUUGGUCCUGCUUGCCGUACUCUUGUUUGCAGGAUGGCCACCAAUAGCCAAGGGAGUGAGGGAAUCAGGUAAAGCCUUCUCUCUGGUGUUGACAACGUCAAUGGCCACUUUAGCAAUUUCACUCUUCCCCCCUGGACCGAGUCCAACGUCACCAAUCUUCACCUUAAAAGGGAUUGACGUGAUUCCAACAACGCCUACAAUCAUCUUCCUCAUCUCGCUCAGUCUAGUAAAUAUCAUCGGACCGCUGAUGCUGAUUUACGCUUGGCGAUGGAAGACUAGACGAGGUGGUGGUUGGGAUAUCGCUGUAGUAAAACUUCGAAAUCGUGCCAGUAGGCCACCGGGAUAA